AUGCUCGGCGGUAGUGCUGUUCGCUUCCAAGGAGANAAGUUCGUGUACCGUUCCGCAAUCAACUUGAUGUCCUUCCUUUCCCUUCAUUUGGAAUUUACAGACACCUAUAGAGUCGCGUUCAUUCAGUUUUACGCGGACUGGUGUGGUUUCAGUCGUCAGCUGGCUCCAAUAUUCGAGUCCGCGUCCGAGGCGUUUUUGAAUCACACACAGCGCGGAGAAGUUAGCUUUGUCCGUGUGGAUUGCGAAUCCUCUUCGGAUCUCUGUUCAGAGGAAGGGAUUCGCAAAUACCCAACGCUGAGAGUGCUAAAAUACGGCGUCCGUGUCAAACGGGAAUAUCGUGGUCCAAGAACUAAGGAGGCACUGAUCAGCUUUGUUCAGGAGCAUCUUACUGACAAUCUAACCAUUGUGGACGGGAAGAAUGGUUCAGCUCGUCAGAUAUGGCCACAACUGACUGACACUCGUGAUAUGAUCAUAGGUCUAUUUCCUAAAUUGGACGAGAACAGUGAGCACCAGAGACAUUUCCGCAAAAUCGCUUUCCUCGAACGUGAGAACUGUUCUUUUCUACUGGUACACAAGUAA
This is a messenger RNA of Echinostoma caproni, 579 nucleotides long. NCBI's taxonomy places the organism in Eukaryota, Metazoa, Platyhelminthes, Trematoda, Plagiorchiida, Echinostomatidae. The record is from the annotation of a GenBank genome assembly.